Messenger RNA from Nycticebus coucang (slow loris), 3872 nucleotides. RefSeq names its product Mov10 RISC complex RNA helicase (gene MOV10). Lineage: Eukaryota; Metazoa; Chordata; Mammalia; Primates; Lorisidae. The record is from RefSeq and is a predicted model, not a curated record. The transcript is spliced from 20 exons. Bases 781 to 3624 code for a protein of 947 amino acids. Gene Ontology annotation, molecular function: RNA binding; 5'-3' RNA helicase activity.
UACAGUCUUGCCUCCAGCAAAUCCAUUCUCCAAUCCUGAUGCCAGAGUGAUCUGAAAUGCAAAUAAGAUCUUGCCACACUCCCCUGCUUAAAACCUACCACCUGUAGUGGUUCUGUAACCACAGCGUAGCCGUGGGCUGAAAGCACAAAGCCAAGCUAUUUGAUCAUUGGAGAAGCAUCCUUUCCCUUCCUGCUUGGUUCCACCUGCACCCUUUGACUCCGGGUGGAAACUGCUGUCUGAUCAGCCACCUUGCCCACACACUCUGGACGUCUGUACUGUCUCUGAUCCCCUCUCUCCUCACCAGCGGGCUGGACCCCACAACCACCCCUCUGAAUCUACCUACUUUGCUUCCCUUUAGCCUUUGCUCUUUCUGCUGGGUUGUUUGUGUUGUUUUCUGUUCCAAAUAGUUUUCCAAAACAAGAUUUCUUUUUUUUUUUUUUUUUUUUUCAGUGAUUUCUCUCUCUUCCUUUAGUCCUCCCAGUCAAACUCUAUGAUGGGGCUUUUCUCCUCAGAAAGGCACAAUCCACAACCCACUGUCUACAACAACUACAUUUGGCUUUGGGAAGUCUCAUUGCCUUCCCUAAAAAUUCCUCUGAACCCAGCCUGAGUCUCUGGGGCUGGGCACUGUCAUGCUCUGCAGCAGGGCUUGUGGGUCCAGCAGAGUGGCCUCAGACACCCUCCCCCCUCAGCUGCCUGUGUCCCACAGGCCCUGCCUUUCCUCACUUCCCAGUCUCCUCUGCUUCUGGCAGCUUUGGGACCCCCGCCCCUGGCUUCUCCUCCAUGCUGUAUGGAAUGAAGAUUGCAAAUCUGGCCUACGUCAACAAGACCCGGGUCAGGUUCUUCAGACUCGACCGCUGGGCUGAUGUGCAGUUCCCAGAAAAGAGGAGAAUGAAGCUGGGGUCAGAUAUCAGCAAACACCACAAGUCACUGCUAGCCAAGAUCUUUUAUGACAGGGCUGAGUAUCUUCACGGGAAACAUGGGGUGGACGUGGAAGUCCAGGGGCCCCAUGAAGCCCGAGAUGGGCAGCUCCUUAUCCGCCUGGAUUUGAACCGCAAGGAGAUGCUGACCCUGAGGCUUCGGAAUGGAGGAACUCAGCCUGUCACCCUCACUCACCUCUUCCCACUGUGCCGGACACCCCAGUUUGCCUUCUAUAACAGAGACCAGGAGCUGCCCUGCCCACUGGGCCCUGGUGAAUGCUAUGAACUCCACGUCCAUUGUAAGACCAGCUUUGUGGGCUACUUCCCAGCCACAGUGCUCUGGGAACUGCUGGGACCUGGGGAGUCAGGUUCAGAAGGAGCUGGCACUUUCUACAUUGCCCGCUUCCUCGCUGCCGUCGCCCACAGCCCCCUGGCUGCACAGCUGAAGCCCACGACUCCCUUCAAGAGGACCCGGAUCAUUGGAAACCCUGUGGCAACCAACCGGAUAGAAGAAGGAGAGAGACCUGACCGUGCUAAAGGCUAUGACCUAGAAUUAAGUAUGGCUCUGGGGACAUACUACCCACCUCCCCGCCUCAGGCAACUGCUCCCCAUGCUUCUUCAGGGAACAAGUAUCUUCACUGCCCCAAAGGAGGUCGCUGAGAUCAAGGCCCAGCUGGAGACAGCCCUGAAGUGGAGGAACUACGAGGUGAAGCUUCGGCUGCUGCUGCACCUGGAGGAACUGCAGAUGGAGCAUGACAUCCGGCACUAUGACCUGGAGUCUGUGCCCAUGACCUGGGACCCCGUAGACCAGAACCCCAGGCUGCUCACACUGGAGGUUCCUGGGGUGACUGAGAGCCGCCCCUCAGUGCUACGGGGCGACCACCUAUUUGCCCUUCUGUCCUCCGAGACACACCAGGAGGAUUCCGUCACCUACAAGGGCUUUGUGCACAAGGUGGAAUUGGACCGUGUCAAGCUGAGCUUUUCCACGAGCCUCCUGAGCCGCUUUGUGGAUGGGCUGACCUUCAAGGUGAACUUUACCUUCAACCGCCAGCCCCUGCGGGUCCAGCACCGUGCCCUGGAGCUGACAGGGCGCUGGCUACUAUGGCCCAUGCUCUUUCCUGUGGCUCUCCGUGGGAUUCCGCUGCUGCCUUCAGAUGUGAAGCUCAAGCUGUAUGACCGGAGUCUGGAGUCAAAUCCAGAGCAGCUGCAGGCCAUGAAGCACAUUGUCAUGGGCACCACCCGUCCAGCCCCCUACAUCAUCUUUGGACCUCCAGGCACUGGCAAGACCGUCACGUUAGUGGAGGCCAUUAAGCAGGUGGUGAAGCACUUGCCCAAAGCCCACAUCCUGGCCUGUGCUCCGUCUAACUCAGGGGCUGACCUCCUCUGUCAGCGGCUCCGGGUCCACCUGCCCAGCUCCAUCUACCGCCUCCUGGCCCCCAGCAGGGACAUCCGCAUGGUCCCCGAAGACAUCAAGCCCUAUUGUAACUGGGAUGCAAAGAAGGGGGAGUAUAUAUUUCCGGCCAAGAAGAAGCUGCAGGAAUAUCGAGUCUUAGUUACCACCCUCAUCACUGCUAGCAGGUUGGUCUCAGCCCAGUUUCCCAUUGACCACUUCACAUACAUCUUCAUCGAUGAAGCUGGCCACUGCAUGGAGCCUGAGAGUCUGGUGGCCAUAGCAGGGCUCAUGGAAGUAAAGGAAACAGGCAAUCCAGGAGGGCAGCUGGUGCUGGCAGGAGACCCUCGGCAGCUGGGGCCUGUGCUGCGUUCCCCACUGGCCCAGAAGCACGGGCUGGGGUACUCACUGCUGGAGCGGCUGCUCACCUACAAUGCCCUGUACAAGAAGGGCACCGAUGGUUAUGACCCCCAGUUUAUAACCAAGCUGCUACGCAACUACAGGUCUCAUCCCACCAUCCUGAACAUUCCUAACCGCCUGUAUUAUGAAGGGGAGCUGCAGGCCUGUGCUGAUGUCGUUGAUCGAGAGCGCUUCUGCCGCUGGGAGGGUCUGCCUCGACAGGGCUUUCCCAUCAUCUUUCAUGGCGUAAUGGGCAAGGAUGAGCGUGAGGGCAACAGCCCAUCCUUCUUCAACCCUGAAGAGGCGGCCACGGUGACUUCCUAUCUGAAGCUGCUCCUGGCCCCAUCCUCCAAGAAGGGGAAAGCCCGCCUGAGCCCCCGAAGUGUGGGCAUCAUCUCCCCAUACCGGAAGCAGGUGGAAAAAAUCCGUUAUUGCAUCACCAAACUUGACAGGGAGCUUCGGGGCCUGGAUGACAUCAAGGACUUAAAGGUGGGCUCUGUGGAAGAAUUCCAAGGCCAAGAACGAAGUGUCAUCCUUAUCUCCACCGUGCGAAGCAGCCAGAGCUUUGUGCAGCUGGACCUGGACUUUAAUCUGGGUUUCCUUAAGAACCCCAAGAGGUUCAACGUAGCUGUGACCCGGGCCAAAGCCUUGCUCAUUGUAGUGGGCAACCCACUUCUCCUGGGCCAUGACCCAGACUGGAAAGUAUUCUUGGAGUUCUGUAGAGAAAAUGGGGGGUAUACCGGGUGCCCCUUCCCUGCCAAACUGGACCUGCAGCAGGGACAGAAUUUGCUGCAAGGACUGAGCAAGCUCAGCCCCCCUACCUCAGGGCCCCACAGUCGUGAAUGCCUCCCCCAGGAGCGGGAAGGUGAAGGGGGCCUGUCUCUGCAAGUGGAGCCAGAAUGGAGGAAUGAGCUCUGAAUCCACAGCAACCCGCCUUCUCACACCAGCCAAGCCUUAACUGCUCUCCUGACCCUGAACCACAGCCCUGUCAGAACCCAAACCCAGCCAAGCUGCCCUCCAAGGGACAGGAAUGCUGGGGGUGGGAGCCUACAAUAGUAGGCAUUCCACCCCCUCCCCUACUGAGAAGAAUGACACAUCAAGCUGCUAACUAUGGGGGAAGAGGGAGGAAGAAAAACUCUGAAAACAAAAUGCUUUUCUAUGCAAAA